GGAGUCAAUGGUACGUGAUCCCUGGCACUUUGCAGCUGGGAAUCAGGCUGUCACGGCAGAAAUAUUACUCUGAGUAAGCAAGAGUGGGGAUCUUCAAAGGAGCUCGAGGGAAUUAGAGACCUGACCUCCAUCAUUGUUAUUUAUAUCCCGUAUUUGCCCCAGUGUGGCAUUUCUUACGUAUCCCCUUCACCUGGCAGAGGGUCUGCCUGCUGUUUGCACCUUUGAAAAUAGCCCCAGGAGCUCUGCUUUUGGAAAUGGGUUCCUAAAUCACCUAGGCCCUUUUAAAAAUGUUUACCCGGAGCCAUGAGGGAAACCCAAAGCAGGGCUAAGCUGUGGGAGCAGAUUUUUGGGGCAGCGAGGUACAGCUCUGAGCUGCGAGCAGCCCCUGGGGAUGGCUAAUUAGAAACCACCGCCACACCAAGGCUCCCUUUCUCUUUGCAGCCAUUUGGGCAGAUAGCCCUGAACUACGCCCAGCUGCAGAGAGCCAGAAUUGGUCCAGAGGUGCUGGGGCCUAUUUAAGCUGUGAAAUGUGACUUCUCACAUGAUUCCAGCAUGAUCGAGAUAUCUGCUCAGCCCCCGGGCUCCCCUGCCUCUGCUCCCACCCUGUUCCUUGUGCGGGCUUCUUGCUGACCAGGCCUGGGAAAAAAGCAGCAGGAUGAAAUUCAAGCACAGGCUGGAAGCAAUGCGAGGCAGGCUCUUCAAGGGCCCCGGCACCGGUGAGCAGGAGGUUUCCCUUGAGGGGGUGACCGUGGAAGAGGAUGAGCGCAGCUGCUUGCUACCCAAGAGCCCCGGGCUGGGCAGGCUGUUCCCGGUGUCCCACCUCCGCGACGUCCUGUCCUUCUCCACUGAAGACCCAGACGCCGACGACGCGUGCCUGGGGACAUGGCAGCGUCUGGAGCCACCCCUGGGCACCUGCAGCUCCUGCGUCCGGUACGUGGCCUUCAGCUGGAACCUCCUGUUCUCCAUCCUGGGCUUGCUGACCCUGGCGGUCGGGGUCUGGGGGCUCCUGGACAAGGAGUCGCUGCUGGGCGAGCGCGUCGGGCUCCUGGGCACGGACCCCAUGCUCUUCCUGGCCCUAGUGGGGCUGGCGGUCAGCACGCUGUCCCUGGCGGGCUGCGUGGGGGCCCUCUACGCCAACGUCUGCCUCCUCAAGUUCUUCGCUGGGGGUGUCCUCACCUUCGUGGCCAUGGAGCUCCUGGGUGGGCUGCUGCUGUACGCCCUGAGGCACCGGAUCAAGGACUCGCUGCGGGACACCAUGCUGCUGGCCGUGCUGCGAUAUCAGGACGACCUCGACCUGCGGUUCCUCAUGGAUGAAAUCCAGACGGGCUUGCAGUGCUGCGGGGUGGAGUCCUACUUGGAUUGGGAGACCAACCUGUAUUUUAACUGCAGCUCUCCCGGCGUCCAAGCCUGUGGCGUUCCAGCUUCCUGCUGCCUGGAGCCUCUGGGAAACGGGACCAUCACCAACUCGCAGUGUGGCUUUGGGGCCCUGGGUCUGGCGGCCUCCAUGGCUGCAGGCACCAUCUCCCUUGGGGGCUGCCUGCCCCAGGUGACGCGGUGGCUCAACAGCCACGUGGGGGUGAUCGGAUCCUACUUCGCCUGCCUGCUGGCUGUGGAGGUUGGAAGCUUGUUGCUGGCCACCAAGCUGCUGGUGGACGUGGCCCUCGCUCGUGCAGCGAUCCAGAUGACCUGCGGCACAAGUCCGGACCCUGGAAGCAUGGGGCCGAUGGGAACUUGACUGGCUCUGCACAAGCUGACGCUGAACCUGAGGAUCUUCAAGCCCUACCUACCCUGAAUACCCUGGGGUACAAGCCCUGCUCUCUGGGUGGCUGCAGAGAAUGGCCUUUUAGCCUGUUGUGUGGAAGGGGGUCUUUGCUGUGCUUGCACAGCCCCUCCGCUUUCUGAAUAAACCUAUGGACUGA
Messenger RNA from Gavialis gangeticus (Gharial), 1919 nucleotides. It is a transcript of the gene TSPAN10, whose product is annotated as tetraspanin 10. Gene Ontology annotation, cellular component: membrane. The coding region runs from base 656 to 1735 and encodes 359 amino acids. The record is from RefSeq and is a predicted model, not a curated record. The transcript is spliced from 3 exons. Lineage: Eukaryota; Metazoa; Chordata; Crocodylia; Gavialidae.